Molecule: messenger RNA, 1365 nt
Organism: Scedosporium apiospermum
Lineage: Eukaryota; Fungi; Ascomycota; Sordariomycetes; Microascales; Microascaceae
Exons: 5
Coding region: 1-1365 (454 amino acids)
Cellular component (GO): COP9 signalosome
Source: RefSeq, a predicted model, not a curated record
AUGGGGUCCGGUGAGAACUUGGAGAAGGUUGAAGCCUUCUUUGCUGAGUUGGCCAGUGAAGGGCGCACCAUUGUGCGAGAACAGCCAAAGCUCGAUCUUGAGCUUUACUUGCAAAAUUACAAAGGUCGAACGAGAUUUGAUCGCCUCUACCAUAUUGGACGAACGAGCGUUGUACUAUCCGUCGAUGCGUUGAAAGCCGCCGUCGCCGAAGCCAAGGCUGGCAAAGAUGUUGAAAGAUACCGAGAUGUCGUCGAUGCCCUUCGCCGAGUAUCUCUAAGCGAUCCUGAGACGGAGCUUGACAAAGCCUGGAUCGAAAAGACCUCCUCUGCCAAUAAGAAGGAAACUCAACAUCUCGAGAGCCAGUUGAAGGUUUAUCGAAGUAACCUUGUCAAGGAAAGCGUUCGGAUCGGAAAUGAAGACCUCGGACGGCACUAUGAAGCGAUCGGCGCUCUUGCGAAAGCCAGCGAAGUAUAUGGAAACAUGCGAACGGAUGCCAGCACUCCUAAACAUUUAAUCGAUGUCGGCAAGCAUCUAGUUCGAGUAGGCAUCCAGAUGCGCGACUGGACUACGGUGACGCUCCAGCUUGGCAAGUUAUUGAGUCUUCAAACUCAAGAGGUUCCGGAAGACGCCACCGCCACUCUUCGAUAUGUCAACAUUGCCAAGGGACUUGCCCAUCUCGAAGCUGAAGCCUACAAGGAGGCUGCGCAAUGUUUCCUCUCCGUGGACAACAACCCUCGAUUGGCAAGCGAGCCCGAUAUCCCGAGCCCCAACGACAUCGCCGUAUACGGAGCGAUCCUGGCCCUGGCAACGAUGGACCGAUCUGCCUUGAAGACUAAGGUGCUCGAGAGCCAGACCUUCCGACCAUUCCUCGAACUCGAACCACAUCUGCGAAAGGCUCUGGGACUUUACGUGAACGGGAAAUACACCGCGUGUCUCGAGAUCCUAGAUUCCUGCAAGCCCGACCACCUCCUCGACAUUUACCUUUACAAGCACGUUGCGAGUUUGUACAAGCAGAUCCGGACCAAAUGCAUUGUCCAAUAUUUGAUCCCGUACGCGUGUAUCAAGCUGGAAAACCUAGAGGCGGCGUUUGGCAAGCCCGGGCAGUCGCUUGGAGCAGAGCUCUGCGAGAUGAUUCGGAGCGGGGUUCUCAGUGCAAGGAUCGACUCUAUUGACAAGCGGGACACCCUCGAAGCCGUUAAAUGGCAUCAGAAGCGGACACUCGACGACAUUAGACGAAAUGGUCUUCUUGCCCUUCACGUAGACAUUGCGUUGAAAAGGCACGGAUCUUUGAGGUUGGGUGAUAGUCAGGGUCUGGACGAAGUGUGGUACACUGAGGGCCGGGAUCCGAUGGAUUUAGCGACUUAG